Hyalella azteca is the source of this 7798-nucleotide messenger RNA. It is a transcript of the gene zip, whose product is annotated as myosin heavy chain, non-muscle. The record is from RefSeq and is a predicted model, not a curated record. Gene Ontology annotation, cellular component: myosin complex. The coding region runs from base 215 to 6244 and encodes 2009 amino acids. Lineage: Eukaryota; Metazoa; Arthropoda; Malacostraca; Amphipoda; Hyalellidae. The transcript is spliced from 23 exons. Gene Ontology annotation, molecular function: actin filament binding; cytoskeletal motor activity; ATP binding.
AAGUAACCAGUACGGGAGUUGCUCUCGCAGGUGAAGUUACGUUUGUGUCUUCCUGCGUUGGGUUUCUGUUCUAUCGUGCAAUCUGUUUUCAUGGAAUUUAUGGCAUACGAACAUUGUAGUUGAACUGAUCGUCUCUUCACUUACGUUAAAGAAGGGUUGUGACCCUUUUUUUUAAUUUAUUCAUUUAUUGUGCAUUGAAUAAAAUCUUACCAAGAUGGCCGCAGAUAUAGAUAUGAACGAUCCCGAGUUGAAGUAUUUGAUGGUGACUAAAGAUGGUCUUGAAGAUCCUGCCUCUCAAGCCGAGUGGACGCAGAGGCGACUUGUUUGGAUCCCUCACAAUGAACAUGGAUUCGUGGCAGCCAGCAUCAAGGGUGAAGUGGGAGAUGAGGUCGAGGUCGAAAUCGCCGACACUGGAAAGAAGGUCCGAGUUGUCAAAGACGACAUUCAAAAAAUGAACCCGCCGAAAUUCAACAAGGUCGAGGAUAUGGCCGAACUAACCUGCUUGAACGAAGCAUCUGUGCUGCACAACCUCAAAGAGCGUUAUUUCUCAGGACUGAUUUAUACAUAUUCCGGCCUUUUCUGCGUGGUGGUGAACCCGUACCGCAAACUGCCGAUCUACACUGAGAAAGUCAUCGACAUGUACAAGGGGAAGAAGCGCCACGAAAUGCCCCCUCAUGUCUACGCCAUCACCGACACCGCUUACCGCUCUAUGCUACAAGACCGUGAGGACCAGAGCAUCUUGUGCACCGGUGAAUCUGGUGCCGGUAAGACCGAGAACACCAAGAAAGUCAUCCAGUAUCUCGCGUACGUCGCUGCAUCCAAAGCAAAGGGCGGAUCCACGCGAAAUCGAGCGAAUUCGUUGGAGAGCGAAUGUUGUUUGUCACCUCGAUUGUUGUCUCCGCUGCCGCUCUCUGCGCGAUGGUCUACGCACUUCAACCUGGAAAAUUUACAUCCCGUGGCACUGCAUCACGCCUUCUUCGCCACCGGAGAGUUGGAGGCGCAGCUGCUGCAAGCCAACCCAAUCUUGGAGGCCUUCGGUAACGCCAAGACAGUCAAGAAUGACAACUCCUCCAGAUUUGGCAAGUUCAUCCGCAUCAACUUCGAUAACUCUGGAUUCAUCGCUGGAGCCAACAUCGAGACCUACUUGCUGGAGAAAAGUCGCGCCAUCCGACAAACCAGCGAUGAACGCACCUUCCAUAUCUUCUACCAGCUCCUCUCCGGCGCUACACCCGCCAUGAAGAAGGAGUUCCUGCUGGAGGACGCCAAGAAGUACACCUUCCUGACGGCGGGCAAGGUCGUCGUGCCGUCCAUGGACGACGUCCAGGAGUUCCAGUCCACCGUGAACGCCAUGCAGAUCAUGGGCAUGGGCGAGGAGGACAUUAGCUCUGUGUUCCGCACUGUGUCCGCUUGUUUGCUGUUCGGCAACAUGCAGUUCAAGCAGGAGCGCAACUCUGAUCAGGCCACGCUGCCUGACAACACCGUCGCUCAGCAGUUGGCUCAUUUGCUGGGCGUGAAUGUGACAGACUUCGUGAGAGGCUUCAUCAAACCUCGCAUCAAAGUCGGUCGUGAGACCGUCACCAAGGCCCAGAACAAGGAGCAGUGCGAGUUUGCCGUGGAGGCCAUCGGCAAGGCUCUGUACGAACGCCUCUUCAAGUGGAUUGUGAUGAGGAUCAACAGGUCCCUAGACAGAACCAAGCGCCAGGGAGCUUCCUUCAUCGGCAUCCUCGACAUCGCUGGUUUCGAAAUCUUCGCCAUGAACAGUUUCGAGCAGCUGUGCAUCAACUACACCAACGAGAAACUGCAACAGCUUUUCAACCACACCAUGUUCAUCUUGGAGCAGGAAGAAUAUCAGCGCGAAGGCAUCGAAUGGAAGUUCAUUGAUUUCGGCCUCGAUCUCCAGCCUACCAUCGAUCUUAUCGAAAAGCCCAUGGGAAUCUUGGCGCUUCUGGACGAGGAGUGUUUCUUCCCAAAAGCUACGGACAAAACUUUCAUCGAGAAACUGAACACGUCACAUUCUGUGCACCCCAAGUAUUGCAAAUCCGAGUUCCGUGACAAAGCAGACUUCGCCAUUGUGCACUACGCUGGCCGUGUCGACUACUCCGGCCACCAGUGGCUUAUGAAGAACAUGGACCCUCUCAACGAUCACGUUGUGUUGCUCAUGCAGACGUCCAGUGACCCGUACAUCGUCCAGAUCUGGAAGGAUGCCGAGAUCGUGGGCAUGGCUCAACAAGCUAUGGGCGACAGCCAGUUUGGAACCCGCACUCGCAAGGGAAUGUUCCGCACAGUUAGCCAGCUGUACAAGGAACAGCUUACCAAACUCAUGGGCACGCUGCGCAACACCAACCCCAACUUCGUCCGUUGCAUCAUCCCCAACCACGAGAAGCGUGCCGGCAAGAUAGAUGCUGCACUCGUCCUGGAUCAACUUCGGUGCAAUGGUGUGCUGGAAGGUAUCCGUAUCUGUCGUCAAGGUUUCCCGAACCGCAUCCCCUUCCAAGAAUUCCGACAACGGUAUGAACUUCUGACGCCCAACGUCAUCCCGAAGGGCUUCAUGGACGGCAAAAAAGCAUGCGAGAUGAUGAUUCAGGCAAUUGAGCUGGAGCCAAAUCUCUACCGCAUAGGUCAAAGCAAGAUAUUCUUGCGAGCAGGUGUCCUGGCAUCCUUGGAAGAGGAGAGAGACAUCAAAAUGACGGACCUAAUUGUUCAGUUCCAAGCAUUCUGCCGCGGUAUGUUGGCACGGCGCAAUUAUCAGAAGCGCUUGCAGCAGCUCAACGCGAUCCGCAUCAUCCAGCGAAACUGUGCUGCUUACCUGAAGCUGCGAAACUGGCAGUGGUGGCGCUUGUACACCAAAGUGAAACCUCUGCUGCAGGUCACCAAGCAGGAAGAAAAGCUCACGCAGAAGGAAGAUGAACUGAAGCAGAUCAUGAAUGACCUGGAAAGUCAAAAGAAGGUCGUGGAAGAAGUGCAGAGGAAAUUCAACCAGGCAUUGCAAGACAAGAACGUUUUGGCUGAACAACUGCAGGCUGAAACUGAGCUGUGCGCUGAAGCUGAAGAAAUGCGCGCUCGGCUACUUGCACGUAAACAGGAACUGGAGGAGAUUCUACAUGACAUGGAAACGCGCCUCGAAGAAGAAGAGGAGAGAAGUUCAACUCUGAACGCAGACAAGAAAAAACUCCAGACCCAGAUUCAAGAUUUGGAGGAACAGCUAGAAGAAGAAGAAGCUGCUCGCCAGAAGUUGCAGCUGGAGAAAGUUCAGUGUGAUGCUAAAAUCAAAAAGAUAGAAGAAGAAUUUGCAGUCAUUGAUGACGCUAAUCAAAAACUUCUGAAAGAGAAGAAAAUGUUAGAGGAACGUAUUGCUGAUGUGUCUGGCACCAUGGUGGAAGAAGAAGAGAAAGCCAAACACUUGAUGAAACUUAAAGCUAAACACGAAUCUACGAUUGGAGAAUUGGAAGAACGCAUCAAGAAAGAACUCGACAGCAAGACUGAAUUGGAGCGCACCAAGAGAAAGCUCGAAACUGACCUCAAUGAUCUUAAAGAACAGAUAAACGAAAAGAAAAAUCAUACACAUGAGGUUCAAAUACAGCUGGCCAAACGUGAGGAGGAACUUGCGCAGGCCAUGAUGAGAGUCGAUGAAGAAGUCGCAUCGAAGUCCCAGCUGCAGAAGCAUCUUCGCGAAGUCGAGUCACAACUCAAUGAACUUCAAGAAGAUUUGGAAUCGGAGCGCGGCCUCAGAAGUAAAGCUGAAAAACAAAAGCGCGAUUUGAACGAGGAACUCGAGGCUCUAAAGAAUGAACUUUUGGAUUCCCUUGAUACGACUGCAGCACAGCAGGAGCUCAGGACUAAGCGUGAAGAAGAAUUGGCUGGGCUGAAACGAUCCCUUGAAGAAGAAGUAGCUUCUCAUGAACAAGUGAUUGCCGAAUUGCGUCAUAAACACGCCAACAUGACUGCCAACCUCAAUCAGGAGAUCGAUCAGCUCAAGAAAACUAAAGCUAGUCUCGAUAAGAGUAAAGCACAGCUUGAAGCAGAGAACGCGGACCUUGCUAAUGACUUGAAGGCUCUUCAGAGUGCGCGGCUCGAAAGUGACAAAAAACGUAAAGCGCUGGAAAACCAAAUCGCUGAGCUUCAAGGCAAAUCUGGCGAUAGCGAACGCCAACGCCUGGAACUCCAGGAACGACUUGCCAAGAUUGAACAAGAGUUCAGCGCAGCUUCUUUGCAGAUGGAGGAGGCUGAGUCUAGAGCCCUGGCUGCCGCUAAUCAACUCAAGAAUUUAGAAGCUCAGUUUGCCGAAUCACAAGGCCUGCUUGAAGAGGAAACCCGCAAUAAGCUCGCUCUCAACACCAAACUGAGGAACAUUGAGCAAGAGAAAGCACACCUUCAAGAGGUUCUUGAAGAGGAAGAAGGCAGCAAAAGAAACCUAGAGAAGCAAGUCGCCACCCUCCAGGUUCAAUUGAAUGAGGCUAAGAAGCGUGCCGAGGAAGAGUCCAACAACUCGCUGCAGCUCGAGGAGACCAAAAAACGACAGAGUAAGGAGCUUGAGGAACUCCGAGCCCGUCUUGCUGAACUCCAAGCACUCAAUGAGAAACUAGACAAGAGCAGAAGGAAGCUUCAGGCUGAGCUUGAAGAUGCUCAAGUCGACAUUGACACCAACCGUGGCAAGGUAGUGGAGCUGGAAAAGAAGCAACGCAAUUUCGACAAGCUGCUUAAUGAAGAGAAGGCCAACUACGAGCGCUGCCUUCAAGAGAAAGAAAUGGCCGAGCGAGAAGCUCGUGAGAAGGAAACGAAGAUUCUUUCUCUCAACCGAUCGGUGGAGGAGAUGCAGGAGCGUCUGGAAGAGGUGGACAUGUCCCGCAAGAGGCUGCAGGUGGAGCUUGACGAUCUGGUCUCCACACGCGGCACCGCUGACAAGAACGUGCACGAGCUCGAGAAGGCUAAACGAUCUCUUGAGUCGCAGCUCGCUGAACAGAAGACUCAGAUAGAGGAGCUGGAGGACGAGCUACAACUCACAGAGGACGCUAAACUGCGCUUGGAAGUCAACAUGCAGGCGAUGAAGGCCCAAUUUGAGCGCGACCUGACGGCGCGGGAGGAGCAAGGCGAGGAGAAGAGGAGAGCUCUCAUCAAGCAACUGCGUGAACUCGAAGCCGAGCUUGAGGAAGAGCGCAAGCAGCGAACUAUGGCUGUUACUGGCAGGAAGAAGCUCGAAGGUGACUUGAAGGACUUGGAAGCUCAGCUCGAGAUGAGCAGCAAAGUGAAGGAGGACGCUCUCAAGCAGAUCAAGCGAGUUAGCGGUCAACUCAAGGAGUACCAGCGAGAGGCUGAUGAAUCACGUGCAUCUCGCGAAGAGCUGUCAGCCCAGUACAAGGAACUUGAGAGGAAAAUUAAGGCUAUGGAAGCUGAGCUCAUUCAGUACCAAGAAGAUCUGGCCAGCGCCGAGAGGGCCAAGAAGAAUGCCGAAGGUGAGCGCGAUGAGAUUCAAGAGGAGCUGAACCAAUACACCAGCAAGAUGACUCUUGGUGCUGAUGAGAAGAAGAGACUGGAAGCCAGGAUCGCUGGACUUGAAGAGGAACUUGAAGACGAGCAGAGCAACGUUGCCGAAAUGGCAGAUCGCAUGCGCAAGAUUCAGCUGAGCAACGAACAACUGCAGACGGACCUGAACGCUGAGAAAUCCGUUGUGGUCAAGCUGGAGGGCCAUCGUGCCAUGCUCGAGCGCCAGAACAAGGAACACAAGUCCAAACUCGCCGAGCUCGAGGGAGAGAUCAGAAGCAAAACUAAAUCCACGAUUGCUGCCCUAGAGUCCAAGAUGGCCAAUCUUGAGGAACAAUUGGAGGUUGAGUCAAGAGAGCGCCUCGCGCAAGCUAAAGGCAACCGCAAACUUGAGAAGAAACUCAAAGAAUUGCUCAUGCAAGUCGAGGACGAGCGACGACACGCCGACCAGUACAAGGAGCAACUGGAUAAGUCGAAUUCCCGCGUCAAGCAACUCAAGCGCCAGAUGGAAGAGACUGAGGAUGAGCUGAGCAAGGAGAAAAUGCAGCGUCGUAAGGCACAGAGAGAAGUUGAAGAUAUGAUGGAGGCUCAAGAAAGCCAAAAUCGCGAGAUCUCCACUCUCAAGACCAAACUAAGAAGGGGUGGUGGAGGGCUGAGCUCGCGCCUUGACUUCCUUGGAGUGAAGCGUGGUAGCGUGGCUACGGCCAGCGAUGACUCCCAGAACGCGGACGACUCCGUCGAUAUCGAGGAGGAGGCCACCAAGUGAUGUGUCUUCACAAAACUCUGCGUUCUAGACGUCAGAUGAUGCACGGCUGCGAUAGAAGUGUCUUAGUUGUCAGAUAUUGCAUGGUUCAUCGGAUAUUAUUUCAGAAACACAACGUAUGGAGACUGGAAAACUGCGGAAAUUAUUAUUAUUUUUAUUAUUAUUAUUAUUAUUAUUUUUUUUUUUUGAAGAUGAACUCGGAUGUUAUUUAGUCAUUGGAUUCUUCUUAGGAGAUGAGUUUUUUAAGUAACUAUUGAAAUCAAAUUAACAUAUAAAGUUGAUGAAGUUUGGAUUUAUAUGUUCCAAAAUAUUUGUUCUACACGGCCUAAGGUUUUAAAGUUAUCCCAUUUGCUUGUUAGUGUUCUAGAUUCUUAGUGAUUGUUCUUCCAUCUGGUGUUACUGGGUGUUGAGGUCUGGAAAAUCUAACCGCAGCCUGGAUUUCACCAUAGAAGAUAUUUUUGUACCGAUUUUACUUGAUGUGCUGUCUCCUCCUUGCCUUCUCAACGUCUGCUCACAGCUGAAUAUCCUUUAUACUUUUAUAGCUGCAUGAAAUGUGAGUUCUUCUCGCCAAGAGGAAUUGACGUUGACACAGUAAAGAUGCCAUAUCGUAGGAACUGAUAAUUGGAGGAGGUCAUCGCGUCAGCUUUUCAUCUUAAAUAUUCACAUUCCAUGGGGUGAGGGAAUAAAAUCUUGUACUUAACCAAUACCCCAUGACCUUUCCUUUUGAUAGUUUCUCCGUUUUUAAUUUCUUCGGGUUGAAUUAACGAGCACAAGUCAAUUUUUACGUUUUGUCAAUAUAUUCUCGACUAUUGUCAUCCUAUUGUACUAUUGUGAAUUCUUCACAGUGCGGUUUGAUGCUCAGAUUUUGUACAAUGACGCAUCCUAAUAUGUAGUCUUCCUCUAUUUUGAGUUCUGAUAGGAAAAUUUGGGUUGAAGUAAAAUGUCUGCCUUGCACACUUUACCAAAUUAUUUCCAUGUAUCGAACGUAUUUUCUUGCAUGUGAUUUGACUAAUGAGCGCCGAUGCUAAUAUAAGUUUACAAUUUUAGUUUCUUGUGUUGUAUCUACACUUUGUAACGUAUAAACGAACACAAAUACAUAUUCCAUUAAUGCGUCCAAUUCUAGUGGGGGAAAUUUAAACUUUCUUGGAUUAAGUAUAACUCCAUUAUCCAUACUUUUAAUGCGUCUGAAACGUUUCCGUAUAUAAGAUAGAUUAAAUAUAGUGCCUAAGUAGCUCUUACGACGAUUGAUUGAGGUGCUUCUAUGUAACUGCUGUUUGCAGAGUGCUUGAAAACUUUGCCCCGAAAAAUUUUGGUAUCUUUUAGUAAUAAAAAUUGUCAUGGGCUGGCUUCAUGGGAUGUAAAUUGGCCUCAAGUAGAUACCGUGAUUAAUGUUGUUAAUAUUUAAAUGAAAAUAUAUUUAUUUACAGUACGGUUUAUAGUGCGGGCUAUGAAAUAAAUUUGAUGAAGUGAAUGAUCUCCAGAGUUUUCGAGACCAAUUUCCUACCGAAUGCAUUUGGAAAUAAAUAUUUCACAUCUUUCAAUAAAUGCCCUGACAAA